Molecule: messenger RNA, 1323 nt
Organism: Closterium sp. Naga37s-1
Lineage: Eukaryota; Viridiplantae; Streptophyta; Zygnematophyceae; Desmidiales; Closteriaceae
Source: the annotation of a GenBank genome assembly
AUGGCUGUAUCCCCAGUGUCCUUCUCGUCUUCCUCCUCCUCCUCCUCCUCUCCCUCCUUCCUCUCCUCCCGCCUCCUAGGCACGAUCAUCCGCGUUACAUGCCUCCUCGCUUGCCUCGCCAUCAUCGCCUUCCUCAGCGUGAGCUACUGGGCCCUGAAGGCCACUAAUCUCACGCCACGUGUCGAGGAGUUUAGGGACCACUGGGACUCGUGCGUGAAUCAGCCCAUGGGCCACUGGGUCAAGCUCGCGGUGCCGUCGUCGCAUGGCGUGCCGUGCUCGCACAUAGUUAAAGCGGCGAUUAAGAGGGGCGAGGCCGGAGUGGAGCGAGGCCGGGUGCUGCAUCGGCUGCAGCUCAAGGAGCAUCCGGGAAGGGACGGCUGCGCGGUAAAAUACGACGCUGACGUGGACCCCUGGGAUAUGCAUCCCGUGCCACAUGGCAAAUACUCCUACUCCUCCUGCCGCGUGGAGUGGAUCAUCUACUCUUCUGACUGCGGACUCAGCAUGGUUCGAAUGGCGGAUUUCGCGCACAUGGUGGCCAUUCCGUUCGCCGUGGUGGGGGUGGGCGUCCCCUGGAGAGGCCAGGGCGGCCGCAUGCGGACUAUCCGCGACUACCUCCGCUCGCUGCCGCCCGACCGCAUCGUCAUUUCCACCGACGCCGACGACGCCUUCCUCAUGCCAGGCCCCCACUGCCGCCCGGAGAAUCUCGUGGAGGCGUUUCUCUCCCUCAAUGCGCCCGUGGCAUUCGGAGGGGAGAUCUUCUGCUACCCGGACUGGCGGAAAAUCGAGCGUGCAUACACCCUCGGGUUUAUCGGCCAGCAGUACCUCUUCAGGCACCUCCCCCGCGUGCCCUACCCUGAAGCCAGCGACUUUGAAUCCGCUCUCAGCAGCAUGGGUAGCGUCACUGCGGCUGUUGCCGCCCAGGAGCGAUUCGCCGACUCGCCGUUCCGCAAGCCGUGGCGCAACCCGCGCCCCGUGCGGUACAACACGACCAUGUCGCCGUUCCACCGGCUGCCGCCCGCGUCAGAAGAGAAGGUGAUCAGCGAGGCGAUGGAGGCGGGGCAGAAGGAUGCUCCGUCUGUCAUGGCUGCUCCGUUCAUGAAGCUGGAUCAUUACAACACGCUGUUCACGCACCUGGGUGGGUAUCCUUGGGAGGAGUUUGAAGUGGUGGGGAAGGGUGGAGAGGCGAUGGUGCGUGCAAAGAGCACAGGCGGCAUGGCGUGUAUUUUGCAUCAGCAGGGGGACAAGAUGAAGAAUCUGUCCAUGUAUUAUGUGUUUGAGCAGGCCAGGCUGGAUGAUGUGCAGGCUGCACGGGGGUAUAUUUAG